AUGCACACAAAGCAAGGUCCAUCAUCCUCUGCAUCCUUGUUUUUCACUCUGGAGGGCACAGGAGCACAUCGACAAGGGCAGACUUUCACCAUGAGAUCCAUCUUCAUGCUUCUAUUCUCCCUGUUGUUGGUACCCCAAGGAUCUUCAGCUGUCAUAACUGGGGCUUGUGAGAAGGACUCUCAGUGUGGAGGCGGGAUGUGUUGUGCUGUGAGCUUGUGGAUCCGCAGCCUGCGUAUGUGCACGCAAAUGGGACAGGAAUCAGAUGACUGUCACCCAAUGAGCCACAACGUUCCUUUCUUUGGAAAAAGAUUCCACCAUACUUGCCCCUGCCUACCCAACCUGUCUUGUAUCACUAUAGAAGAGGGGAGAUCCCAGUGCCUAUCUCCAUCGAAGUAUCCAUACUACUUCUGA
This is a messenger RNA of Labrus bergylta (ballan wrasse), 411 nucleotides long. RefSeq names its product prokineticin 2 (gene prok2). Gene Ontology annotation, biological process: endothelial cell proliferation. The record is from RefSeq and is a predicted model, not a curated record. Lineage: Eukaryota; Metazoa; Chordata; Actinopteri; Labriformes; Labridae.